UUUUUUGUAUAUAAUAAGCUUCCCCUAGAGUCUUAAGAUUCCUCAUUUUGUAUAUCUCGUUUCCCCAAACAGAGUCUUCGAAGCCGCCGGCCAUAAUCUCCGGUUGCUUUGCUAAAUCUACGGUGACCACUUUCCGAUCUCCUCUCAGUUCCCGUUGAAUAGAAAAUGGCUGACGGUGAGGAUAUUCAGCCCCUUGUUUGUGACAAUGGAACUGGAAUGGUGAAGGCUGGAUUUGCUGGUGAUGAUGCCCCUAGAGCAGUGUUUCCUAGCAUUGUUGGUCGUCCUCGCCACACUGGUGUUAUGGUUGGAAUGGGUCAGAAAGAUGCAUAUGUUGGUGAUGAAGCUCAAUCCAAGAGGGGUAUCUUGACCUUGAAAUACCCAAUUGAACACGGUAUUGUCAGCAACUGGGAUGAUAUGGAGAAGAUCUGGCAUCAUACUUUCUACAAUGAGCUUCGUGUUGCCCCCGAGGAGCACCCUGUUCUGCUUACUGAAGCACCUCUCAACCCUAAGGCCAACAGAGAGAAAAUGACCCAGAUUAUGUUUGAGACCUUCAACGUUCCAGCUAUGUAUGUUGCUAUUCAGGCUGUGCUUUCCUUGUAUGCUAGUGGUCGUACAACUGGUAUUGUGUUGGACUCUGGUGAUGGUGUGAGUCACACUGUCCCUAUUUACGAGGGUUAUGCUUUGCCGCAUGCCAUUCUUCGUUUGGAUCUUGCUGGUCGUGAUUUAACUGAUAACCUGAUGAAGAUCCUCACCGAGAGAGGUUACAUGUUCACCACCACUGCUGAACGGGAAAUUGUCCGCGACAUGAAGGAAAAGCUUGCCUAUGUGGCUCUUGACUAUGAGCAGGAGAUUGAAACUGCCAGGAGCAGCUCCUCCAUUGAAAAGAACUAUGAAUUGCCUGAUGGACAAGUUAUUACCAUUGGUGCUGAGAGGUUCCGUUGCCCAGAGGUCCUCUUCCAGCCAUCCAUGAUUGGUAUGGAAGCUGCAGGUAUCCACGAGACUACCUACAACUCUAUUAUGAAGUGUGAUGUUGAUAUCAGGAAGGACCUCUACGGUAACAUUGUGCUCAGUGGUGGUUCAACCAUGUUCCCUGGUAUUGCUGACCGUAUGAGCAAGGAAAUCACCGCCUUGGCUCCCAGCAGCAUGAAGAUUAAGGUUGUUGCUCCACCGGAGAGAAAGUACAGUGUCUGGAUUGGAGGAUCCAUCCUUGCAUCACUUAGCACCUUCCAGCAGAUGUGGAUUUCAAAGGGCGAGUACGACGAGUCUGGUCCAUCCAUUGUCCACAGGAAGUGUUUCUAAAAGUGAACUCGGGUCUGCUGUUAGGCAAGUCUUUGAGAUGGGGCUAUGAAAGAAGGGCAAUUAAAACAUUGUACUACUGCUGAUACUAUUUCAUGUUUCCAGUACAAGCCUCUUUUGUCUGGAGAUAUAUCCCUUCUUGAAUUUGAACUUGAACUUGAACUCUUAGGUUGUUUGUAGUUGCGGAGAGUGAUUGUGUUGUUGUUUAUUAUUUUGUUGGGGUUUUAUCUUUCAUUUUCUUUGUUUUGCUAUCCUAUGGUACUUUUUUUUUUUAAAAAAAAACUUGGGAACAAAUAUGUCGAUAUUUAUUGAAUGAGAAUUUUUGUAGUAUUUUCAGACUUUGGAAAUCAGCUUUGUAGUUUAUUUGGAUGAUGUGAGGAUUACGUUUUCUGUGGUGAAGUG
Molecule: messenger RNA, 1698 nt
Organism: Solanum lycopersicum (tomato)
Lineage: Eukaryota; Viridiplantae; Streptophyta; Magnoliopsida; Solanales; Solanaceae
Product: actin-7-like
Source: RefSeq, marked validated